GUUCUAUUGCAUUGUACGUGUAUUUCAAUUUCGCACUGCAGCAAAUGGCCAUCUGACCUGACCACUCAACGUGCGAAUGAUCAGGCGCGUCAUGGCCCAAACACCCAAACACCCGCCGCGGACAUGAUUUGCAGGCCCCUGAGCAUGGGACGGUUAAGGACUUGAUUUUGCGCGGUGCGAUAGGCGUCAGAGGGUGUGUUUGGGUGUGUUGCUAGGCGCAGUUGGGUAAGGGCUGAUGUUAGCAUGUGGUUAAAAAAAAUCCUCGCAAAACUUUAGUGAAUGUCUGAGCGAAGAGACGCCUUUUCUCGUUAAGGGGCGUGUCCGUUCAGUGUUCAGUGUUGAUUGAUUCUCAACUUGGACACAAUCCUGUCCAACCCUGGCAUGUCGACGUCCUCGAUUGCCCUUCGGUGCCCCUCGGACAUGCCUCGUGCUUCAGAUCUCCUGACAUUCAUUUGACGCCCUUAACCUCUUGAUUCCGCCCCGGAGCUGGCUCUUGUGCGACCCUCAUACCUUUGCUGCCCAACUGGCGCACUCCAUUCUUCGAACCCGCCAAUAUCCAACACGUCCACGGCAGAGAGCCACCUGAAGAUUCACCACUCACGAACAUCCACGCAAUAAUAAUAAUGGUUUCUUUUCAAUGCGAGGGGUGCGGCGAUGUGCUGACCAAAAAGAAACUCGACCCGCAUCGCAACCAGUGUCGAGGCGCCGUUUAUACCUGCAUAGACUGCAUGACGACUUUUCCGGGCACGCAAUAUAGAGCACAUACAUCAUGCAUUACCGAAGAUCAGAAAUAUCAGGGCGCUUUAUAUCGCGAGAAGCCUUCAAAAGCCGCGAAGAGGAAGUCCGUCUCAAUCGUCGAGCCGGACAACAGCACGGCCCUCGUUCCUCAAAAGGCCUAUGUGGAAGACGCGCCAGACACCGAUGCUCUCCCACACGCCCCGUCACCGCCUCCUGCCGUCCCAGACUCCAGCUCGAACUCCAAUCGCGACAGCGUUUUCGAUUACAUGGUCGAUGAGGGUACUCCCGGUACGCCCCAGAUAAGUUUCACUACAGAGAAAGACAAGGAGAUGUCCAUCAAACAGAGUGCGCCGUCGAUUUUCUCCGGCAGUAGGCCGUCCAGUCGUCAUGAAGAGCUGCUCCACAGUAAGGAGUACGAGGAAAAUGGUUACACUUGGGGCGCCGAGCCGGUGAAGCCUAGAGGCGCACUGGAAAUGAGCAACAGUUCGUUGUCGCUCGAGUUCAUGACUCCGGCGGCAAAGGAGACCAAGUCGAAGUUGGACAGAAAGGACAGACCACAGGUGCAUAGCCGGACGAACAGCGGGAGUGAAAAGAAACGGAAACGCCCGACUGACGAUCAUUUACACGAAGGAGAUACCCUUAUGGUGGACACAAUCAAGGCGGACACGCCUGGCAUUGUCCACUCCGGGCUCACAGGCGGCCUCAGUAGGAUGAUGUCCAAGGACGAAGAGUUUCCCUUUGGUCGAACGCCAGUCACGGACGAUAGACGCGACGUUCUCGAAAAGGAGCGCCCUACCCGCCGAAAUCAUAAACCCGAAGACCCCACAUCGCCUCUAAAACGCACUCGUCAUACGAAAGAUGAUCAGAAUGGUCUAGGUAUCUCUAUCAAGGGUCACGCCGCCAAAGCGCUUUCGAUGGUAGGCGGGGCACUUCUCGGUGGUGGGCCUCAGAAUGACAGCCAAACGGGUCGGACACGGAGAAGAGCCAGCUCUUCUGACAAUGGCCAGAGUGCCGUGCGAGUGCGCGAAGGCGAAAAGCGGGAGAGGAAGAAACACAAGGUACACAGACACAAUGGGACCGCUUCGGCAAACAUCCGCCAUGAGCACCGGUCGCGACGGCGCUCGCACAGCGAUGAAUCCCCAUCCCAGUCCCAUGGCGACAGAGCGGCGCGAAAGCUGAAAGCGAUCGAAUACCGCAAACAUGAUGAUACCGGCUCGGAUUCGGAUUCAGACCAUGGUCACCACCACGGUAACGGCGUCACAACACGGCGCAAGAGUUCUAAUGGGACGAUGGUGGUCUUCGGAGCGGAGGAGAAAGCUAAUCGUGCAUGUCGAAGUUUCCUCGCAAACGCGCCAGGUCUUGAAUCUGACAAGGGCUACUCUAUCCACAAGAUGCUAAAGCGCUGGCAUAAGCAGAACGAUGUCAGAAGCUCGUCUCAUAAGGCAGAAGAGGAAGAAAAUUUGUGGAGGAAUUUGAGGCUGAAGAGGAAUGAAAGGGGCGAGUAUGUCGUCUUCUUCUGACAUACUGGACCUUGAUACGGCACUUAAUCAACGGGAUCCGGUACGACUGGUUCUCGUUACCACAGACUCGGGACGCCAUGAUUCUCAUCCUCGUGGUCCAGCCUCCUUACGAGUUUCUUUCGUCCUCUAUCCGGAGCAUUUUGGCUGCAUGCCACGACUGGCGGGCAUUGCGUUUUUCGGGACUCGGUUUCGCGGGAUAUCUCAAAUGCGCCACGUGUCUAUUCACAUACGAUUCGCUGUAUACGUACUGUUUCGGUGGUUAUCAUGGAUUCCUGCAAAUGAUAUGUGGGAUUUCGCGCUUUAUGAAUGUACAGUUUGAUGAGAGCCGAAUGCGGCAGGAGCGUGUAGAUUAUACUGCCAGGCAUGAAUUGAUAUUGAGAUAUCACGUAAUUUGAUCAUGCUCUCUGCUCUUGUUGCCAUAUCAGUGAAUACAGUGGGCAAUAUAUACUACUCCUGGUGGAUGGAUCAGACCAACAGCCAGCGACAUGGGCCUAGCAUGCAUCCAG
Exophiala dermatitidis NIH/UT8656 is the source of this 2764-nucleotide messenger RNA. RefSeq lists its product as uncharacterized. Gene Ontology annotation, molecular function: DNA binding. Gene Ontology annotation, cellular component: nucleolus. Lineage: Eukaryota; Fungi; Ascomycota; Eurotiomycetes; Chaetothyriales; Herpotrichiellaceae. The transcript is spliced from 3 exons. Gene Ontology annotation, biological process: negative regulation of transcription by RNA polymerase II; rRNA processing. The record is from RefSeq and is a predicted model, not a curated record. Bases 624 to 2258 code for a protein of 544 amino acids.